AUGGCAGCCCGCAGUUUCAAUCUCGGCAUCAUUGCGUGCGGCCAGAUGGGCACGGCCAUCAUAGCCGGAAUCCUCAGUCAAGAUCUCACAGCCAACGCGCCAUGGAACGUGAAACGAAUCUUCAUCUCAGUCCAGUCUGCAGCAUCCGUGUCUCGACUUCAAAAUAUGCUCGCGCAACACUUAUCUCGCGUAACUAUUUACCAAGGAGAUAACCUGGCAGUUGCGGAGCAUUCUCACGUCGUUAUCUUGGGAUGCAAGCCUGCGCUAAUGGAGAGGAUCCUGGGUGCGGAAGGUAUGGGAGAUGCCCUGAAUGGAAAGAUUCUUAUCAGCGUGUUGGCUGGCAAGACCACAGAGAUGACUCGAAGGGCAAUUAGUGGCUUUGAAGCACCAACUGGUGAAGCUACCCCUCAUGUGCAUGUUGUGAGGACAAUGCCGAAUAUGGCAGCCCGAGAACACGCUUCUAUGACAGUUGUUUCCUCGCCGGAAGACGAUUCGGAUAUUGAUGCCGUGAGAGUGACAAGAUGGUUGUUCGAUCAUGUUGGGAAGACACAUGAAAUCCCGGAAUCUUUGUUUGACGUUAUUGGGUCACUUGUUGGGUGCUCGGCGGCCAUGUUUACAGUGGCGAUUGAUGGGUUAUUAGAUCAGAGUGUUGCUAGUGGCCUCGAUCGACCGGCUGCUUUGAAAUUAGUCACCCAGACACUGUUCGGGCUGGCAAAGCUGCUGGAGGCAGGUAAUCACCCAUCUGUCUUGCGUGAGGAGAUCUCGUCUCCCGGAGGAAGCACCAUUCAAGGCCUGAUGGAGCUUGAGCGACAGGGGGUUCGCUCAGCUUAUGCCUCUGCGCUAAAUGUGACGGGUGAGCGGGCGAAAUCAUUGGGUUCUAAGGAGAAGUGA
Penicillium atrosanguineum is the source of this 891-nucleotide messenger RNA. Its product is annotated as pyrroline-5-carboxylate reductase family protein. Gene Ontology annotation, biological process: L-proline biosynthetic process. The transcript has a single exon. Gene Ontology annotation, molecular function: pyrroline-5-carboxylate reductase activity. Bases 1 to 891 code for a protein of 296 amino acids. The record is from RefSeq and is a predicted model, not a curated record. Lineage: Eukaryota; Fungi; Ascomycota; Eurotiomycetes; Eurotiales; Aspergillaceae.